CCAAAAUCCGACGAUUCCUUUUGGAAAUUUGAAUCGAACUCCGACCUCUGCAGAUACCACGGCGCUGGCGGCGGAUGGAGAAUGGCCUGAUUUCGGUGGACCGAUGGUCGGACGGUAGCCAGAUCUAUUUUCUUACUCACCUGCACUCCGACCACACCAAGGGAUUGUCUUCACAAUGGUCUAGAGGCCCACUUUUCUGCUCUCGCCUCACCGCCAAACUGUUUUCCUUAAAAUUCCCCGAUUUCAACCUCUCCUUGCUCCGCGUCCUUGAAAUCGGAUUAUGGCACUCUAUCUCACUGAUUUCUCCUUCAUCUGGUUCUCGGAAAACUAUCAAGGUCAUGGCAAUCGACGCUCACCAUUGUCCUGGUGCUGUUAUGCUCUUGUUUCGUGGAGACUUUGGCUGUUUGCUUUACACGGGGGAUUUUCGGUGGGAAAUGAGUAGUGAAAGGGCGAAUAAAGGAAGGAUCGCGCUUCUAAAUGCGCUGGAGGAGAACACUGUCGAUAUACUUUACUUGGAUAACACCUACUGUAAUCCUUAUUAUGCCUUCCCUUCUCGACAAAUUGCUGCACAGCAGAUUGUUGAUAUCGUUGCCUCCCAUCCAGAACAUGAUAUCAUCAUUGGAAUCGAUUCUCUGGGAAAGGAAGAUCUUUUGCUUCACAUUUCUCGCAUGCUUAAAAUAAAGAUUUGUGUGUGGCCAGAACGCUUGCAGACGAUGCAUCUUCUUGGUUUCAAUGAAAGGUUCACUACGAAGACGAAUCUGACUAGAGUUCGAGCUGUUCCUCGCUACAGCUUUAGCAUAGAUACUCUGGAGGGAUUAAACCAGAUGCGCCCAACCAUUGGAAUCAUGCCGUCCGGUCUUCCUUGGGUGGUGAGACCCGGUAAAGGUGAUGAUAUUCUUUCUGGUUCUCUUCUGACCACACUUUACCGCAGAAGCAAGUUGAAUGAAAAUGCUGGCGUCUUGAUUGAGGAGCAAAUUGGAAAAGCAGAAACAGUUAAGAGGUUGCACAAGUACAUAUUUUCAGUUCCAUACUCCGACCAUGCUUGCUUCUCAGAGAUACAAGAGUUCAUAAAGCUUGUCCGUCCAACAAACAUCAAAGGCAUCGUUUCUUCAUCUUCUUGUUACGUCGAACCCCUUUACUACUUCGGUCGUCUCUGUGGAGAAAAGCAACCUGAAAACAAUUUCCAUCACAAGAAAAGAAGAACAAGGAAAGGUGAAAAAGGCGCUGUUGACAUUAAUUUUGUUUACUCGGAGAAAAGACGAGGGAAAGGUACAAAUGUUGGCAUUCUUAAUGUGAGCGUUCAUGGGGGACGAGUGAGUGCAUUGAGACGAGUCCAGCGUGGUGCGCGUCUUGCCGGAAGUGAUUGUGCUGAUUGAUUUCGAUGAAGGAUAACUGGCUUUGAGUUGAUCAGAAAGGUACGCUUCUCAUGCUUUCUUGUAUAGCUUGAUUUGAAAUACCGUAAAGUUCCACUUUUAUUGUUAAUCUUCAAAUGAGCAGGAAAUGGAAGAGUAAUUUGAAUUUCCCUCUUA
Cucurbita pepo subsp. pepo (vegetable marrow) is the source of this 1529-nucleotide messenger RNA. RefSeq lists its product as uncharacterized. Lineage: Eukaryota; Viridiplantae; Streptophyta; Magnoliopsida; Cucurbitales; Cucurbitaceae. Gene Ontology annotation, molecular function: damaged DNA binding; 5'-3' DNA exonuclease activity. The record is from RefSeq and is a predicted model, not a curated record. Gene Ontology annotation, biological process: double-strand break repair via nonhomologous end joining; interstrand cross-link repair.